AAACCGCCAAAGAGCAGAAGAAGUAAAAGGAAAAAGAGGACUGUGACCAUGUUAUUUUGUUCAAAGUAAAUUUCUACAACGAAGAGUUUGUCGUCCUGUCUUACUCUCCUUCACGGUUCGUUGCCAAAUAACCGUGAAGGUUUUUUUUUUGUUUUUUUUACAAGGUUGUGUUUCUCGUCCGAUCCAGACGAGAAACACAACCAAUUUAAACACAAUUUAAGACAGGUCGAGAACGAAGGUCUUAAUUUUUUUUUUUUACAGAAUAUAUAUGUUCUGAUUAUACUAAUGCAAGGAAGAUAGAGCAGCUGUUAACAGAUUUUAGAGAUCAUGAAGCUGCGGGUCCAGUUGCAGUGUAAGAAUCUCCAUGAAUACUUAAGAGAACUGAAUCCUGAGAUACUGGACAGACUGUAUAACCACCCAGCAACAUGUCUGGCUGUCUACAGGGAGCUUCCCUCACUAGCUAAGAACUAUGUGAUGCGGAUGCUGUUCCUGGAUCAGCCUCUCCCCCAGGCAGCUGUGGCACUUUGGGUACAAAAAAAUAGUCAGAGGGAUCAUGAUGACUGUGUCUCAGUGCUGACCGGUCUUCGCCUUUGGCACAGUCAGCACCUUCAAGGUGGGCUUCAAGGAUACAUUUUAAAUCCAGUGUUCAAAGACAACCUGGGAACAGCAUUGCUUGGAGGAGGUGCACAGUGGGCGGACGAGGGGAGCAGCCUGGGGCCUGACCGCCAUGCACGCGACAUUGAGAGCUUGGACCGCUAUGCUAUGGAACGCUGGGAAGUGAUCCUGCAGUUCAUGGUGGGUUCACCUAGUGCUGUUAGUCAAGACCUGGCUCAGCUCUUGAUUCAAGCCGGCCUCAUGAGAAGUGAGGCAGGGGAAGCACCGUACAUCACUUCCGCUGGUUUUCAGUUCCUCCUUCUGGACACAGCCUCUCAGCUUUGGUACUUCACUUUGCAGUACCUCAAAACUGCUCAGUCUAGAGGGAUGGACCUUGUGGAGAUCUUAUCCUUCUUGUUCCAGCUCAGUUUUUCUACUUUGGGGAGAGAUUACUCAGUGGAGGGGAUGAGUGAGUCAUUGCUAACUUUCCUGCAGCACCUUCGGGAGUUUGGACUGGUGUUUCAGAGGAAGAGGAAGUCCCGGCGGUACUAUCCCACCAGACUGGCAAUUACUUUGGCUGCUGGAGUAACUAGCAGCUCCGCCUCUACCUCCUCCACCAACAUUGCUUCCAUUCCUGGAACUAAAGAUGGUGGCUUCAUUGUUGUGGAAACCAAUUAUCGUCUCUACGCCUACACAGAUUCAGAACUUCAAAUUGCUCUGGUGGCUCUUUUCAGUGAAAUGUUGUAUCGCUUUCCCAACGUGGUGGUCGCUCAGCUUACAAGAGAAUCUGUUCAGCAGGCCAUCGCUAAUGGAAUUACCGCUCAGCAGAUCAUCCACUUUCUAAGGACCAGAGCUCACCCUGUCCUGCUCACACAGACCCCAGUGCUGCCUCCAACUAUAACAGACCAGAUCAGACUGUGGGAGCUCGAGAGAGAUCGGCUGCAAUUCACAGAGGGAGUGCUCUACAAUCAGUUCCUGUCCCAAGCAGACUUUGAGGUGCUGCGAGACAGAGCUCAGGGUUUGGGCUGUCUGGUGUGGCAGGAUGUGGCUCACAGGGUGAUGGUGGUGACAUCCCAAGGACACAGCGAGGUCAAGAGGUUCUGGAAACGACAGAGGUCUCACAUAUAGCCAGAGGAAGCUGCUCAUGGAGCAGUGACCCCGCAUAUGUUUACUACUGUCAGUUUGGAAUCUUGUACAUUCUCUCACGUUUUUUUUUAUUAAAUAAAUUAAUCAUAUUUGUUGAUUUA
Molecule: messenger RNA, 1841 nt
Organism: Xiphophorus hellerii (green swordtail)
Lineage: Eukaryota; Metazoa; Chordata; Actinopteri; Cyprinodontiformes; Poeciliidae
Gene: gtf2h4
Product: general transcription factor IIH, polypeptide 4
Exons: 14
Coding region: 328-1722 (464 amino acids)
Biological process (GO): nucleotide-excision repair
Cellular component (GO): transcription factor TFIIH holo complex; transcription factor TFIIH core complex
Molecular function (GO): double-stranded DNA binding; ATPase activator activity
Source: RefSeq, a predicted model, not a curated record